Vitis riparia (riverbank grape) is the source of this 1319-nucleotide messenger RNA. Its product is annotated as salicylic acid-binding protein 2-like. Gene Ontology annotation, biological process: jasmonic acid metabolic process; salicylic acid metabolic process. Gene Ontology annotation, molecular function: methyl salicylate esterase activity; methyl jasmonate esterase activity; methyl indole-3-acetate esterase activity. The transcript is spliced from 3 exons. The coding region runs from base 266 to 1132 and encodes 288 amino acids. The record is from RefSeq and is a predicted model, not a curated record. Lineage: Eukaryota; Viridiplantae; Streptophyta; Magnoliopsida; Vitales; Vitaceae.
ACUUCACUCUGUAUAUUUCAUUCUUUCUUCCUUUGCAUAACUUCUGUAUCAUUGAAAAAGAGUGUGACGCAGGUGCAUGUGUCAUCUUUUAAACCCUGGUAGUCAAUGUGUACAUGGUCUUGAAUCCUUAAUCCUUAUUUUAUUUCUAGAGUCAAUUUCACAGGAAAAUUUUUAAUCCAUUAGAUUAGUAGUUGUAGUGAAAACCUACCCAAUUGUGCCCUUUAAAAUGAUGGGGUGCUGACCAUCUCUGUAACAGGAAAGGAGUAUGGAGGCAGGGAAGAAGCAUAUGAUUUUGGUUUCCUUUCUGAUUUUUCUUGUUUCUUCAGUGUAUCCAAUGGCAUCAGAGGGGAGACAGGCUAAUCCCGUCAAGCACUUUGUUUUAGUUCAUGGGUCUUGCCAUGGUGCCUGGUCUUGGAACAAGAUUGUGGCACUACUAAAAUCAUCUGGCCACAAAGUCACUGCUCUGGACUUGGCUGCUUCUGGAAUUAGCCCAAAACAAGUGGGUGAUCUGCGAUUAAUUUCUGAGUAUUUCCAGCCACUGAGGGACUUCAUGGAGUCACUCCCUGCAGAUGAGAGGGUGGUUCUUGUUGGACACAGCAAGGGUGGGUUGGCCAUUUCUCAGGCCAUGGAGAAGUUCCCAGAAAAGGUUUCUGUAGCUGUUUUUGUUACUGCCUCAAUGCCUGGUCCCACUCUCAACAUUUCCACUCUCAAUCAAGAGACAUCCAGGAGACAAGUUCCUCUACUAGACAGCCAGUUCACAUAUGAUAAUGGCCCCAACAAUCCUCCCACCACUUUCACCUUUGGCCCCUUGUUCUUAUCACUGAAUUUGUAUCAGUUGAGCCCAACUGAGGACUUGGCACUAGGGACUAUGUUGAUGAGACCCGUACGCUUGUUCAGUGAAGAAGACACGUCAAAUGAGCUCAUGUUGUGGAAGAAAUAUGCCUCGGUGAAACGUGUCUUUAUUAUUUCUGAGGAAGACAAGGUGAUGAAAAAGGAUUUUCAACUCUGGAUGAUCCAAAAAAACCCACCUGAUGCUGUUAAAGAGAUUAAAGGAUCUGAUCACAUGGUCAUGAUGUCUAAGCCAAAAGAGCUUUGGGUUCACCUGCAGGCAAUUGAUGAGAAGUAUUCUUGAUGUUGUCAUACCAUUAUGUGGAAAACGAAACAAUUGAAUAAGCAGGAAAAGAAAAAAGUUUCAAUAGAAAUUGGUAAUUUGAGCUGUGGACUGAUUCAAAGAAAUUUUUACUAAUAGAAACAUCAUGGUUCAGUUGUAUCAAUUAUAAAUGUAUUGCAAUAUACAACUAUAUUUCAGGAGUUUUAAA